AUGGCUGGUUACAGAGCUGAAGAUGAAUAUGAUUACCUGUUCAAGCUGGUGCUGAUAGGGGAUUCUGGGGUUGGCAAGUCCAAUUUGCUUUCGAGAUUCACGAGAAAUGAGUUCAACCUUGAAUCCAAGUCUACUAUUGGUGUGGAGUUUGCCACUCGAAGUCUUAACAUCGACACCAAAGUUAUCAAAGCUCAGAUUUGGGACACUGCUGGCCAAGAAAGGUACCGAGCUAUAACCAGUGCUUACUACAGAGGUGCUGUUGGUGCUUUGCUUGUGUAUGAUGUCACUCGGCGUGCUACUUUUGAGAAUGUAGAGAGGUGGUUGAGGGAGUUAAGAGAUCAUACAGACCCCAAUAUUGUUGUUAUGCUCAUUGGCAAUAAAUCAGAUCUUCGACAUCUUGUAGCUGUUCCAACUGAGGAUGGUAAAGCUUUGGCAGAGAGGGAAAGCCUCUACUUUAUGGAGACUUCUGCUCUGGAAGCAACCAAUGUUGAAAAUGCAUUUGCCGAAGUGCUGACACAGAUAUAUCGUAUUGUCAGCAAGAAAGCAGUUGAAGCAAAUGAUGAAAGUGCUACUUCUUCCCUUCCUCCUAAAGGAGAGACAAUCAACAUCAAAGAUGAGGGCUCUAGCUGGAAGCGAUUUGGGUGCUGUUCAAGCUAG
Molecule: messenger RNA, 657 nt
Organism: Oldenlandia corymbosa var. corymbosa
Lineage: Eukaryota; Viridiplantae; Streptophyta; Magnoliopsida; Gentianales; Rubiaceae
Source: the annotation of a GenBank genome assembly